GGUUGCCACAGAUCACAGCGGGGGAGACUUUGCAUUUCUUUCCAACACCACGUCCACCAAUGUUUCGUCGUUCAGGUCAAUCCUUUGCUUCCGACCUCGGUCGCCGGUCAUUCUCGGUUUCGGCCUCUCGAAAGAGUUAUGCCGACACCAUACACAACCUACGUAUUCACAAAGACACUAAAGUACUCUGUCAAGGUUUUACUGGAAAGACGGGAACCUUUCACGUGAAAGAGGCUUUGGCUUAUGGAACAAACAUGGUUGGGGGUGUCUCCCCAAAAAAAGCAGGCCAAACGCAUCUUGGCCUCCCUGUUUUCGGUAGUGUCAAAGAGGCCGUUCAGGCAACAAAACCUGAUGCAACUAUCCUUUAUGUUCCUCCCCCCACCGCUGCUGAUGCCAUAAUUGAAGCCAUCGAGAACGAGAUUGGUUUGAUUGUUUGCAUAACGGAGGGUAUUCCUCAGGCCGAUGAAAUCAAGGUCAUGAAUGCCUUGAAGAGCCAAUCUAAAUCUCGUCUCGUCGGCCCCAACUGCCCCGGCAUCAUCAACCCACUAGGUUGCAAAAUGGGCAUCCAGCCUGGUCACAUCCACAAGCCAGGGAAGAUUGGUAUCGUUUCGCGCUCCGGAACCCUUACAUACGAAGCUGUCGCUCAGACCACCGGUGUUGGUCUCGGCCAAUCACUAUGUAUUGGCAUUGGUGGUGACCCAUUUCCCGGCACUCAGCAUAUAGAUGCCCUCAAAGUUUUCAUGGAAGAUGAUGCGACUGAAGGUAUUGUUGUCAUCGGUGAAAUUGGUGGUUCCAUGGAAGAGGAAGCUGCCGAUUACCUUGAAAAAUACAACAAGACUCGUAAGAACCCCAAACCUGUCGUUGGGUUCAUCGCAGGACGCACUGCUCCGCCUGGGAGACGCAUGGGCCAUGCUGGUGCUAUCAUUUCCGGUGGCAAAGGUGCUGCAGUAGACAAGGUUGCUGCUCUUGAGAGAGCUGGCGUUAUAGUGACAGACAGUCCUGCAAAGAUUGGUGCUGAGAUGCUCAAGGCAAUGAAGGCGGCAGGUCUCGUAUAGAUAGAUAUUACCGCUAUACCAAUGUACCAUUUCAAUCAACUAUUUUAUUAGGCCAAUAA
Messenger RNA from Suillus bovinus, 1114 nucleotides. RefSeq names its product succinate-CoA ligase. Gene Ontology annotation, biological process: tricarboxylic acid cycle. NCBI's taxonomy places the organism in Eukaryota, Fungi, Basidiomycota, Agaricomycetes, Boletales, Suillaceae. The transcript has 8 exons. Gene Ontology annotation, molecular function: succinate-CoA ligase (GDP-forming) activity; succinate-CoA ligase (ADP-forming) activity. The coding region runs from base 60 to 1055 and encodes 331 amino acids. The record is from RefSeq and is a predicted model, not a curated record. Gene Ontology annotation, cellular component: succinate-CoA ligase complex (ADP-forming); mitochondrion.